CCACCUUUAAGAACUCUGCAGCGACCGUUACGUAACGUCAGUUCAUACGUAUGAUGUCAUUGGUGAGACCUUUCCCCCAGUACAACCAGCAUAGGAAACCUUUGUCCGUCGGUCUCUGAGAGCGGACGGCUGCUAGCGGGGAAAAUGUCUCGGGCUGCGGAAAGACUCCGGACGGUGAUCCAUCACCUGGACGGAGCUACGGCUUCGAUCAGAGCCUCCCCAACAUCCGCUCAGACCCUCACCUACAGCCCCCCUCAGAAACUGAGAUACUCAUUUGAUACAGGCAUACUGACGCCUGAGCAGCGGCUCUUCUACGAGGAAAAUGGCUUCCUCGUCAUCAAGAACCUGGUGUCUGAGACGGACAUCGACAGAUUCAGGAAGGAGUUCGAACAGAUCUGUCAGCAGAAAGUCAAAGUGCCGGGCCUGAUCGUGAUGAGGGACGUGGCGAUCGCCAAGUCAGAGUUUGUUCCGGAUCAGAGAGCCGUGUCCAAACUCCAGGACUUCCAGGAAGACCCCGAGCUGUUCCGCUACUGUGCCUUACCUCAGAUCCUGAAGUAUGUGGAGUGUUUCACCGGACCCAACAUCAUGGCCAUGCACACCAUGCUGAUCAACAAACCUCCUGAUGCAGGCAAGAAGACAUCUCGCCACCCAAUGCACCAGGAUCUGCACUACUUCCCUUUCCGGCCGACAGACCGCAUCGUCUGCGCCUGGACCGCCAUGGAGCGAGUGACCAGGCAGAACGGCUGCCUCGUGGUCCUGCCCGGAACACACAAAGGCACCCUGAAGGAGCACGACUACCCCGACUGGGAGGGCGGGGUGAACAAAAUGUACCACGGGGUGCGGGACUACGACCCCAACCACCCCAGGCUGUACGUGGAGAUGGAAAAGGGCGACACGGUGUUCUUCCAUCCCCUCCUCAUCCACGGCUCUGGCAUGAACCAGACGCAGGGCUUCCGCAAGGCCAUCUCUUGCCACUACGCCAGCGGUGAUUGCUACUACAUCGAUGUGAGGGGAACCACGCAGGAAAACAUCGAGAGCGAGGUGAAAGAUAUCGCGCUGAAGAAAUACGGGGUGAACGAACUGGCCUUCCAGGACAUGUGGGCCCUCAGGGGUCGCCUGGUGCAGGGAGAGAGGACUUCACUCUGAGGACUCAUCGACUGCUGAAGAGAAAAAAAAAAAAGAAGAAAAAAACUAAUGACUAAGCUCCUUCACCAAAAUUGAAAGGAAAGGGAUAUUAUUC
Poecilia latipinna (sailfin molly) is the source of this 1240-nucleotide messenger RNA. RefSeq names its product phytanoyl-CoA 2-hydroxylase (gene phyh). Bases 145 to 1146 code for a protein of 333 amino acids. Gene Ontology annotation, molecular function: phytanoyl-CoA dioxygenase activity. The transcript has 9 exons. Gene Ontology annotation, biological process: fatty acid alpha-oxidation. NCBI's taxonomy places the organism in Eukaryota, Metazoa, Chordata, Actinopteri, Cyprinodontiformes, Poeciliidae. The record is from RefSeq and is a predicted model, not a curated record.